ACAUCGGGCACAAAAUCCCAUAAGAUGUCAUGUCUAUUCAUGUAUUUCGUCUGCAUUGCUAUAAACUGUCUUCUGAUAAACGCUGAUACGAAUUUGAAAUGCCUAAAGUGCGUAGAAGUAAAAAACCCCCACCGGAUGGUUGGGAAUUAAUCGAACCAACAUUAGAGGAAUUGGAACAGAAAAUGCGAGAAGCCGAAACGGAACCUCAUGAAGGCAAACGAAAACAAGAAUCUUUAUGGCCCAUAUUUAAAAUUCACCAUCAAAAAUCACGAUACAUAUAUGAUUUGUAUUAUAGACGGAAAGCGAUAAGUCGAGAAUUGUAUGAUUAUUGCCUGAACGAAAAUAUAGCGGAUAGGAACUUGAUUGCCAAAUGGAAGAAAGUCGGAUAUGAAAACUUGUGUUGCUUACGUUGUAUACAACAUAGGGAUACUAACUUUGGUACAAAUUGUAUUUGCCGAGUACCUAAAGGCAAACUCGAAGAAGGCAGAAUAGUGGAAUGCAUCCAUUGCGGAUGUAGAGGAUGUUCUGGAUAGCAUUUAGCGAUAAUCAUAAGAUAUGUAUUUUUAAUGAUAUUGCACUGUAUAUUAUUAGAAACUAUAUUGCAUAAUGUCGAUGAAAAUAUUAUGAAAAUAUCUAGAACUUAAUUUGGAUUGGUAAUUUGUGAGUUGAUGAUACCAACUAAAGGCUAAUGCAAGAUAUUCUAUGUGUGUAUAAUUGAGAAAUUUUUAGUCAAAUAAAUAAAUCUUUGUUCAAUUUGAAAGUAAAAUAGAACUGAAUUAAAAACUAAUGAAAGAUGUAUACCUUAUUGAUAACAUGUACAUAUGUAUAAGUUUUUCACAAUACUAAAUAUAAUGUUUUUAUUUUAUUUGUACUAUCAAUAAUUUUGAUAUCAAAAUAAUUUUGAUAUCAAAUUAGCAAUAUUUUUAAUCGUGAUGUUUUUUGUAGAGUUCCGUGAAAAUUGUCUGACAUUCUUUAUGAGUAAAUGUUUGUGUAUAUUGGUUGUUUAAUACAAUAAAUCUUUUACCCUUUCGCCAAA
Frieseomelitta varia is the source of this 1036-nucleotide messenger RNA. RefSeq names its product protein BUD31 homolog (gene l(1)10Bb). Gene Ontology annotation, biological process: mRNA splicing, via spliceosome. The record is from RefSeq and is a predicted model, not a curated record. Bases 99 to 533 code for a protein of 144 amino acids. Lineage: Eukaryota; Metazoa; Arthropoda; Insecta; Hymenoptera; Apidae. The transcript has 3 exons. Gene Ontology annotation, cellular component: spliceosomal complex; nucleus.